CACCAAUUUUAGGUGAUCCGAGAUAUGGACCAAUCGAAAAAAGAAUGUCAGACGAAGAACUUUCUUCAGAACCUAUGUAUCUACAUUUGAGGAAACUUGUGAUUAAGAAUUGGAGAACGCCAACAGGAAAAAUACUUUCAAACCCAAUAACAAUAUAUGCACCAUCGCCAACAUACUUUAUUAAAAAGGCAGAUGAAAUUUUUGGAAUUAAUGUUGAUACUUUUGAAACAGAAGCUUAA
This is a messenger RNA of Dentiscutata erythropus, 239 nucleotides long. The record is from the annotation of a GenBank genome assembly. NCBI's taxonomy places the organism in Eukaryota, Fungi, Glomeromycota, Glomeromycetes, Diversisporales, Gigasporaceae.